AUGAAGUACUCCGUUCUUUUAGGUGCCCUUGCCCUGAAUCUGGUGUCGGCGCUCGCGGAAGACGACGACAGCAAUGUCGUCACCACGACCAUCUACGGCACCACGACCAAUACCCACAAGUACGGAAAAUUCGACAAAACAAAGGCCUCCUCUGAGGAAACCUCCAGUGGAACGCACAAGUACGGAAAAUUCGACAAAACUAAGGCCUCCAAGGAGUCGUCGUCCACAGGCACACACAAAUACGGCCGGUUCGAUAAGACGGAGGCGUCGAAAGAGUCGUCGUCCACUGGAACCCACAAGUACGGCAAAUUCAACAAGACAAAGGCUUCCGAGUCGUCUUCGUCGACGGGCACGCACAAGUACGGCAAAUUCGACAAGACGGAGGCCUCGAAAGAGUCGUCGUCCACUGGAACCCACAAGUACGGCAAAUUUGACAAGACCAAGGCCAGAACCACCACGACUGUUUACGUUGCCGAGUCGAGCGCUGCCGAGCAGAGACAGCAAGUCCUGGCCGGUUCCAACUCAACCGCCAACUCGACCUCCAGCGCACUGAGCUCCUCCAGCGCAGGAGCUGCGCACGCUUACGGUCUCUCCAUCGGCAUGCGGCUGGAGGUGGCUGAAUUUUUUCUUCAGCGUGGCGGUGUAGAUGGCAUCGCUGAGCUGCGAAAAAAGAGCCGUCGUCACGCUCCGGCCAAAGUAGAGGAACGUCAUCGCCAGGAUCGUGCUGCCAGGCGUCUUCGGGCAGCACAGCUGGACGCUCAUCAUAGGAGCCUGGAGCGUCAAACCGGCCCCGAGGCCGAACAGCACCUGCAGGCCGUAUCUUUUGGCCGGAGUCGAGUCUGCCUUGAGCAGGGUCAGAAUGCCAAUGCCGAUCGACCCCAUCGCCGACCCGAUGAGCGCGUACAGCUUGACGUGGCGCGUCUUCUGGAUCAGCAGGCCGGUCGCAACCGAGCCCAGCACGAGCGGGAUCACAGACGGGAGCAGCGACAGCCCCGCGUGGAACGCAGACAGGUUGUGCAGCGUCUGGAAGUACACCACCAGGAACUGCGAAAGCACCAUGAACGCGCUGUAAACACUGGACAGCUGCAGCACAGACACGGUCACGCCGUACGUUUUGACGAUGUUGAACGGCAGCAGCGGCUCCUGCGCAAAGAGAAAGUCCCAGACGCAGAACAGAAUGACCAACACGCCGCCAAUGACAAACAGACAGAUGAUCGGCGCAGAGCUCCACUUGAACUCGUUGUCGCCGAACGAGAUGGCCAGCAAAAUGAGCACGAGCCCGGCCACCAUGGUGACGACGCCGGGGUAGUCGAUUUUCUUCGUUUUCUCGAGCAGGUCGCCCGCCGGCGUCUUGGGCCGGAAGCUGUACAUGAACAGCGGCACGAUCACGGCCGCAAAACACAGGUUGAUGUAGAAGCACCAUCUCCAGGUCGUGUAGCUCGUGAACACGCCGCCGAGGAUCGGGCCGAUCACCGACGCCGCGACAAACGUGACGCUCAUGAGCGCCAUGAUCAUCGGCUUCUUGUCGAUCGUGGUCACCUCGGUAGCGAUGUUCAUCACACACGCCUGGAUCCCGGCGCCGCCGACGCCCUGGAGGGCGCGGCCGCCAAUCAGCAUGUUCAUCGACUGCGCCACCGCACACACGAGCGAGCCGGCCUCGAACAGAAACAUCGACGCAAGCAUCACCCACCGUCUACCGAAGAUAAUCGACAGUCGGCCCCAAACCUGGGCUGUGCACCCUAUACCCAGAACAAAGGCCGACGUGAUCCACGUCAGCUUCUCAAACGAGCGGAACUUCUCCGACACCUGGACCAGGAUCGUGAAGCUGAUAGUUUGGUCGAGCGCCACCAGAAACAGGCACAACAUGAUCGAGCUGACACACAUCCACAGCUUGGCUCCGUGGAGGUACUGCUCUGA
Ogataea haglerorum is the source of this 1917-nucleotide messenger RNA. RefSeq lists its product as uncharacterized. The transcript is spliced from 2 exons. The record is from RefSeq and is a predicted model, not a curated record. Lineage: Eukaryota; Fungi; Ascomycota; Pichiomycetes; Pichiales; Pichiaceae. The coding region runs from base 1 to 1917 and encodes 638 amino acids.